Molecule: messenger RNA, 996 nt
Organism: Portunus trituberculatus (swimming crab)
Lineage: Eukaryota; Metazoa; Arthropoda; Malacostraca; Decapoda; Portunidae
Product: putative nuclease HARBI1
Exons: 3
Coding region: 1-996 (331 amino acids)
Source: RefSeq, a predicted model, not a curated record
AUGUCUGACGACUUCAUGUGGCGACGUCGAGAACUGUAUGGCGACUACGACAAUCUGCUUUGGGAACUCCACAGGGAAGAUCGAAAAGGCUACAAGACGUUCAUAAGAAUAACACAGGCCUUCUUCGAGGAGAUGGUUGAGAGGAUCACACCAGCGGUCAUCAAGCAGGACACAAAAUUGCGAAAGCCUCUCCCAGUUGGACUCAUAUUAGCUGUGACACUGAGGUUCCUGGCAACCGGCAACUCGUACACCAGCCUUGGCUUCAGUUUCCGCACUUCCACGAGUGCUAUCUCCCUGUUUGUACCUCUCGUCUGCCAAGCCUUGUUAGACGCAUACAAGCCUGAGGUCAUGAGGUGCUCCACAACACCCGAAGAGUGGAAUGAGGUUGCCCGCCAAUUCAGCACAAGAUGGAACUAUCACAAUUGUGGAGGCGCGCUGGAUGGGAAGCACGUUGCCAUCAGGAGGCCAGACAACGCCGGAUCCCAGUACUUCAACUACAAGAAGUUCCACAGCGUAAUACUUCUGGCCCUUGCUGAUGCCCAGUACAAAUUCCUGUUUGUCGACGUAGGCGCUGAGGGUGGAGCUGGUGAUGCUGGAACUUGGUGGAGAUGCAACCUUCACAUGGCCAUCGAGAAGAGAAGAAUUGGAUUCCCAGUAUUCAGCUACCGGUUGUCCCGUGCUCGUCGUGUGGUGGAGAACGCCUUCGGCAUCCUGCAGAUGAGGUGGAGAGUUUUCGGGACAAUCAUUCAUCUGCGACCCACAGUUGUCCGCGUCAUCACCCUCUAUGCAUGUGUUCUGCACAAUUUUACACUCCAACACCAUCCACCCGCACCUCACCACAUCGACCGGGAAGAUCAGAAGAACUACAACUUGGUCCCGGGGUCAUGGAGGGAACAGGAAAACCUCAUGCAACGACUCAUCGUGGAGCAGGGCAGGAACCCAUCAAUAAAAGCUAAGACCCUACGAAACUACCUCGUCAAAAUACUACUCUUCUGA